This is a messenger RNA of Drosophila grimshawi, 599 nucleotides long. RefSeq lists its product as uncharacterized. The coding region runs from base 1 to 573 and encodes 190 amino acids. The transcript is spliced from 2 exons. NCBI's taxonomy places the organism in Eukaryota, Metazoa, Arthropoda, Insecta, Diptera, Drosophilidae. The record is from RefSeq and is a predicted model, not a curated record.
AUGCAACUAAAGUUUAUAUUUGUGAUCACUUGCGCUGUGGCCAUCCACGCCGAGACUCCAGUGAGUCUAUAUGCUCCCGCUGGCUGGCGUCCACAGGUUCCGUUUAAUCUGCCCGGCGAGUUUGGGGAUCCAGUGGGCUCCAGCGUGCAGAUUACCAGAGCACGGGUCGAGCACGCUGGCACCUUUAAUGAGCCACAAGUCAACCCCAAUUACUUGCCACCCAAAUUCGAUAAUUCCAAUCAGCAGCCAGUGGCACAGCCUGAGUCCACAGAACUCCCAACUGGGGAGCAACAGACGACUCCGGCGGCAGAAUAUGGAGCGCCUAACUUUAGGAUCAACUAUCCCGAAGAGGAUGAAUCUGCAGCAUCAUUGGACUUACAGCAAAAUUUUAGGGAGGGACGUUACUACAUAGUCUCCAGCAAUAAUAAACUGCAGCGAGUUCUCUAUCGAACAACGGAGGAUAAGACUGGCGAUGGUUUCACGGCACAGCUGAGAUACUCGCCUGUGGGUGAGCUGCACGAUCCAGUCUAUAAGUAUAAUAGUCUGGGACAACUGGAGCGGGUGCUUAAGUGAAUAUAUAAUUAUAUCUGGAACUUGUA